UUGUUGCACGAGGUGCAUCGCGAAAACGUGCACUGAAAAUAUUGACAGGAAUAGUUGGAAACUGAGACUCCGGCUGUGAUUUUACUGUGAGAUGGACAAUAAUGCAGAGUUUUAUAAGGAUCUACCGAAGGUGGAGCUUCAUGCUCACCUGAACGGAUCGGUGAGCGUCCAGACCAUGGAGAAGCUCAUCCGGCGGAAACCGCACCUCAACAUUGAACACAGCAUGACGGCCAUCGGCAAAGGCCAGCGGAGGACACUGGACGAAUGUUUUGAGGUCUUUAAAGUAAUCCACAAACUGGUGGACACGGAGGAGGAUAUCCUCAUGGUGGCGACGGAUGUUAUCAAAGAGUUUGCAGCUGAUAAUGUCAAAUAUCUUGAGCUCAGAAGCACACCGAGGGAAGAGAAUCACACCGGACUAACAAAAAAGAGUUACAUUGAGACAGUCAUUAAAGCCAUUCAGCAAUGUAAAAACGAGGGAGUGGACAUAGACGUCAGGUUUUUGGUGGCCAUCGAUCGCAGAAAUGGCGCAGAGGUUGCUAUGGAGACAGUGAAGCUGGCUGAAGAGUUCAUGUUGUCGUCUGGAGGUUUGGUGGUGGGAAUUGACCUCAGCGGAGACCCAACGGUGGGACACGGCCGCUGUCUUCUUCCUGCUCUGGAGAGAGCCAGGAACUGCGGGCUGAAACUGUCGCUGCACAUGUCAGAAGUUCCCUCCCAGCUGGAGGAGUCCGAGUUGCUGCUGAACCUUCCUCCUGACCGGAUCGGUCACGGAACCUUCCUGCAUCCGGAGAUGGGCGGUUCUCAGUCCGUCGUAGACCGAGCGGUGAAAGGCAGGAUUCCUCUGGAGAUUUGCCUGACGUCAAACGUCAAAGGACAAACGGUGCCGAGUUACUCCCAGCACCACUUCAGAUACUGGUACCAGUUGGGACACCCGUGUGUCAUUUGUACGGACGAUAAGGGAGUCUUCUGUACGGACUUGUCUCAGGAAUAUCAGCUGGCGGCGUCCGCCUUCGGUCUGCGUCCCGACGCGGUGUGGACGCUGUCGGAGCGCGCGGUCGACUGCAUCUUCGCAGGAGACGAAGUGAAGCAGCAGCUCAGACAGAAGUGGACUGAAUUAAAGCCUGGGCUGCUGAAGGGAGCCGAGCUGCAGGCUUAGAGAUCAUCUCUGGGUUUGAUUUUACACUGCAAAAACAAAAUCUUACCAAGUAUUUUUAGUUUACUUUAAACUGCAAAUGUCUUAAUUAACUUGAAGUAAGAUAAAACUAACUUACAAGUAACUUUUCAACAAGUAUAAGUGACAUAAUCUCCCAGUGGCACUCGAUGCUAACGGGGCAGGAUUAUGUAAAAUCGACUCGGCUCCUUCAGACUAGCCAGCAGCAAUUAGUAAACACCUGGUGGAACUGCUGAGCUCAGAGCAGCCACUUCUCAGUGAAAUGCUGGUACAAAUGUUGCUGAAAGGUUAAUAGAGGAGCCAUGAUGUGACGACUUAAUGAAGGCGGAGCUUCAGGAAGAGCAGGAGUUUUUAAAGAGACAGAUGCGUAAAACGCCUCAAGGCGUAAAAUUAUUACAUUUUUUAAAGUCAUUUUUAAUAUUUAUUGCAAUUUUUUAUCUGAAGUUAAUUAUUUGAUUAUGCUAUAAAUCAAAUGUCUAGAAAAUACAUAAUACUGCAAUGUUUUUAAAAAAAAAAAAGACUUUAAAUAAGCUCCUAUAUCUGCUGUAAAGUUCCUUGUAAGUCAGUUUUGUCUUAUUUCAAGUGAACUAAGCUGUUUGCACUAGAAACUAGAACUAAAAUACUUGGUAAGAUUGAGUUUUUUGCAGUGUGCUGAAAUCCAACACAAAACUGUAAAUUAUAAAAUGUUUAAUACAUUGAGGCAAAGUGUUAUUUUUGCUGUUUUACAGCGUUGUUCGGGUUCCUCAUGCAAAGUGUAGAAACAAACUCAAUAAGGAGCAGAAAUAAAAAAAUUUUUAUGCA
Gambusia affinis (western mosquitofish) is the source of this 1969-nucleotide messenger RNA. It is a transcript of the gene mapda, whose product is annotated as adenosine deaminase-like. The transcript is spliced from 10 exons. Gene Ontology annotation, biological process: adenosine catabolic process; inosine biosynthetic process. Bases 92 to 1153 code for a protein of 353 amino acids. Gene Ontology annotation, molecular function: adenosine deaminase activity. NCBI's taxonomy places the organism in Eukaryota, Metazoa, Chordata, Actinopteri, Cyprinodontiformes, Poeciliidae. The record is from RefSeq and is a predicted model, not a curated record.